CUUUCUUUUGUCUGUCUAGCGACGCAUGCAGGGCCUAGCGGGGUUUCCCGCUAGCUGGCACGCUGGCCAUGAUGGAUCUGCUAGUGGCUGCGAAAAGUGGUGGCGAAGGGUGCCACCCUUAGGAAGACAUAUAACAGCUCCAAAUGUCCCGUUUGCUACACCUAUUCUGCCUACACGACAAUGCGCUUCGUUUACAUCCUGACAUGGCUCUGCACCCUCGCAGUGGGGGCUGCCGUGCCUUUGAUCGACAUGAACACCACAGACGCUAGCUCCACCUACACCAGCCACGAAGGGUACCAAGCCAAACGGUUCGCCAGCUUGACCGAUCUCUUCAAGUCUCUGUUCUGGGAAAAGGUGUCAAGAAAGAAAGACCCGCAGGUUGCGCAACGCACGGUUAUUUUGAUCGAUGACACCAACUCCACCUACUUCUUUGGCGACUCGGAAAUGACAGAUUCCACCAGCUCGUGGUGGCGUCCCCGUCAGGUGGAGAUGACUGAAGUCCAGUUCGGCGAACCGACAGACUUGCACAUCCAAGACGCCCCCGUCAGCCACUGUGUGUCAUCUGAGUACUCCAGUGCGGGUGGCAGUUAUACCCACACCUACACAUGGUCCCAGACCGACAACCACAUCUGGGCGCAUGUGAUGGACGGGUCGCUCUGGUUGUUUGGACUCCGGGUGUCAGCCGACCUCCCACAGUGGGCAGGGAACACCGAUACCGCAACCUCCAUCACCUGCCCCAUCCAGCCAGGACGGACGGUGCAGGUGUUGGGGACCCUGAACUAUAAGGUGUACCCACGGGCCCGGAAGCGGAGGCUUUUUUUUGGGAUGUCUAUCCGGAAGUAUAUUGACAACUGGGAGAACGUUAAAGAUAAGAAUUACGGAGACUUGUCCCACGUCUACUUGCUGACCGACCAGACGUUGAACUACUACUGCACAGACCGCAAAGAGAAAUUACGGUGCGACGAGGGCCCGGGAGGCGAGGCCUGGCACCAGUGGGACUCCCGGGGGUACCAGGUUGCCGUAGCACCCGCAGAGCCUGAAGUCGGGGGUACGUAGUGACUGACAUGGUGGCUGGCAUGGUGGUUGUGACGAUGGUUAACAUGGUGGUUGUCACGGUGGUUGACGUGUUGACGCGUUGACGUACGUCUGCUGCACCUCUUGCGCACAGGGUCUAGUACCUCGGCAGGAAACCUGCACCGCUAGCCCCGAGCCGACCCGGACAACAACGAACUUAGCCGGACCAGCAGCCUCCUGAUAUAGCGCCCCCCCCACAAUA
Molecule: messenger RNA, 1276 nt
Organism: Suhomyces tanzawaensis NRRL Y-17324
Lineage: Eukaryota; Fungi; Ascomycota; Pichiomycetes; Serinales; Debaryomycetaceae
Exons: 1
Coding region: 181-1056 (291 amino acids)
Source: RefSeq, a predicted model, not a curated record